Molecule: messenger RNA, 3433 nt
Organism: Moneuplotes crassus
Lineage: Eukaryota; Ciliophora; Spirotrichea; Euplotida; Euplotidae
Source: the annotation of a GenBank genome assembly
AUGAAAUUUAGAGGAAAUUCCCGAAAACUUAUAACUGGAGGAACAGAUUGUGAACAAACUUGAGUGGGGAUUUCUGAGAAGUGGUGCAGGAGGAGAGGAAGGAAUUAGGAAGGAAGGAGGAAGAGGUAUAGGGAGAGAGAGGGGAUGUGGACAGGAGUGAAGGGAGAUAGAUGGGUGUGAGAGGAGGCAAGGUGGUUUUGGAUGGGGUACUUGAGUUUUCCAAGUACUGGUAAUAUCUCUUGUGCUGACUAUGGCCGCAGGGCUUACUAUUGAGCCAAGCGAGUUUCUAACAACCCAGGAUUUUAAUGAGAUAGUAAGCAAGAUUAGCCAACAAGUCGAUGGUUUGAGCAGGCCUUUCAUGGAUUGGGAUGAGAGCUUAAGCUUUUAUCAAGCGCUCGCUUCUGAGUAUCCUUACCUUGUCAGAGAAGUAAGAAAUAUUGGUAAUACCGAAGAAGGGAAUAGUAUUUAUGCUAUUCAUCUCAGCUACAGGUAUACUAGUCAGGUAGAUUCCUUAGGAAUCUCCAAUACUACAGAACUUGUGCAGGAUUCUGCCAAGCCAAGCGCAGUAAUUGUUGGAGGGCAUCAUGCGAACAGCAUGGUGGCUAAUAACUAUAUUAUGGCUCUGCUGGGAAAAUUAGUGCACGGAUUUCAUCAUAAUGACGGUAAAAUAAUGAAUCUUCUCAAACUCAGACACAUCUGGGUUGUUCCUUAUUUAAAUAUUGACGGAUAUAAGUAUAUUCAGAGUUAUGCAGGGUCCAUCAAUGAUGUUCAAUCUGUAAUAAAAUAACAGGAAGGCAACAGGAGGAUGUAGCUCCUCUGAUCUGGGGGUUAAUCUUAUGAACAAUUACCAGCACCAAUGGGGACUGAAUGUUAAUGGCUCCUCGCCAGUGGAAUGCAACAGUCUUUACAGAGGCUCUUCCUCCAUGUCUGAGAAAGAGGUCCAAGUCUUUACAGAGUUCUACUCAAAUGUGUUAUCACCCACAGUGAUGUUUAGUGUUGAGAGUGGUCAAAGUUUCUUAAAAUACCCCUAUAAUUAUGCUUCUGAUGGCACAAAUGCUCUUUUGAAAUCAGGCAGUUUCGGAUGGUUUACCAGCUCUCUUGAUUCCGACAUAAAAUUAAUAAACCAGGAUAUUUCUAUUGGAAAUCAUCAAGCUUUAUUCUCGAAGCCUAAUAAUGGAGAUAAUGAUGACUAUUUCACAGGUCUAAAGAAGAUCAUCGCCUUUACUCUCAGUGUUGGCUCAACAGAAUAUGGGAUACUCCCGCUUAAUCAGACAGAUUCGGAUAAAAUCAAGAAGGUAAUAGAUGAUAAUCUUGAAAUCGGAAUUUAUGCUAUUGAAAAAGCAGCAGAGCAAAUCUCCGCUAUAGCUAAUAGGAUUGAUGUCUGAACUCCUAAAAUUCAAGAAUGAGGUGGAUAUAAACCUGAUGAUGGCAAAUGGAGAUUCUUUGUUGAUCUUGAUAUUAAGAACUCUGGGCAGAAGGAUCUAGCGACUGACUUCGUCAUAACCUUGUCUUUUAGCAAUCAAAGGAUGUCCUUUAAAAGUCAACUAUCCUCAAAUAAUGAAACAAAUAGAAGGAAUCUUGGAGACCAAACUAUGACUAUUUCUAGUAAUUUUAUGAGAGGAAGAGAGGAAGAAAAACAAAACUUCAGAGCACUAAUUGAUUACCAAACUUUGGGCAGUGACAAGCAGCUUGACUCUCUUGGUGAAAUCCAAAUAUCUGCUACAUACUACUCAACAACAGUUCAUGCUACAAGUUUGAAGUUUGAGCAAUAUUCUUCAUACAGUACAAUCUUGAACCAAUAUUACGAUUCCAAAGUUGAUUGGGUUGCUAUCCUAUUUUUCGUGUGGUUCGUUUUGCACUCCACAUUUUUAUUCUUGCAGUUGAAAUUCAACAUCACAAAGAUUAUAAAAGAUAAACUUUUAAAGAAGUGAAUCAAGCAAAGUGCACAGGAUGGAAAGCAGGUUAACUUGCACACCACAACGAAGGAAGACCAAGCUAUCUCAGACCAUAUCUUUAAUGAAGGUACCAUCACUGAGAAGAGCGUUAAAGAAUCUCUGACUGUCAGUAGGUCAAAUGCUGACCUUCUCCCAAAAAUGUUGACAAAUGAUGUCAGCUCUAUUCGGUCUUCAAGAGAUAAAGAAUUUCCUAAGGAAGACGACUCUGAAGAAAUCUGUGAAUAUAAGCCAAGAGAGAUAGAGCACAUUGAAAUGCAGAAUAAAAUCUCCUCCCUGCCGGUGAAGAUUGAGCCUGUGGAAGAAGACCCGAAUGAAGAUAAAUAUGAUAGUGACUCACCGACAAAAGAGAUCAACAGAAGCCCGCUAUCGGAGAAUUCAUCUAAUUCUAGAGAGAAACCCUCUAUAGAACUUCAUAGAUUUGAUUCUCCUGAAGAUGGAGAGAGGACCAAAAAGUCUGAUAGGAACAAUGUUGAGCCCCUUGAGUUCUCCCAGAACCAAAAUUUAGCACAAUCCUAUAGCAAACAUCUAAAUUAUGAAGAGGAUGAUAGUCCAGAGGACCUUGACAAGCAAGAAGAUUAUUUGCAAAUCCCUCCAAAGAAAUCAGAGAAGGGAGGAAGCGACGACUCUAGGUGAAAAAUCAAGAGAGAGGACAUCCUCCUCAGUAACAUGGACGGCUCUGAAUGAUCUCAAAACAAAAUAUCCUCAAGUUCUUCAGCGGAUGAUGGCAAAAUCAAGAUAUCUCCAAUAAUAAGGAGUGAGAGCAUUAAAAGAGACUCUGACUUAAAUAAGAUUGCUUCUUCAACCCCUCUGACAAAGAGAGAGAAGUCAUCAUUUUAUCCCUCGAAAAAGAGCCUAGAAGGUCCUGUAGAGGGUAACUCCAGUGCGAAUGAUAGCAUAAUUGAGGAAGCUAAAGAAGAUAAUGAAGCUAACCGGCUAAAGACUCUUCCUGAAGAAAUGAUUUAUACUAAACCUCGGUCCAAGAAGGACUUCAAUCAGAAGCUUAGACACCAAAACAUCGCAGAGUUCUAUCCUUAUGAAGAAGGGAAAGACGAUAUGGGAGAUAACAAGGUGCUGAAGAAGAGGUCACUUGAAAGAGUAGCUACUGCUACUGAGAAUCAGAGAUAUAAGGAUGCUUCUCAUCAUUUUAAGUCCAAAACUCUUCAUGGACAAAGAAAAUCACAAGACGCCGUAUUCGGUUCAACAAUCCAGAAAAAUGCUUUAGUAAAUAUAGAAAACAAGGGCAAACCCCAAGUUAACGCUCUAUUCAAGGCCAGUGUCACAGAUUCUGAGGAAGGCCCAGUUCUUGGAGUCGGUAAGAACCCGAGGCUAAAGCCAGUGACCCCUGAAGAUAGGCUUAAACGUAUUCUUAAGGAAGAGAAAAUCCAGCUUGAUAUUUCAAAAUUGACUGAGAAUACUGACCAAAAGUAGAAGAAGUUUGGUCAAAAACGUAUGCAAUUUAAGUAAAUUUCAAUAUUGAU